Manis javanica (Malayan pangolin) is the source of this 2310-nucleotide messenger RNA. NCBI's taxonomy places the organism in Eukaryota, Metazoa, Chordata, Mammalia, Pholidota, Manidae. The record is from RefSeq and is a predicted model, not a curated record.
UAAAUCGAUCGGACUGUGAGAGGCUGCUGCCCUGUCGCCAUUGAGCAAAGCUUAUAUUCUCCAGCAUAUGGUCUAAAGUCUUCGCUAGAGAUCGGGAAAAACAAACAAACAAACAAACAACAAAAUCCUUAAGCGUCCGCUUCCACAUCACCCAGCCCCACCCCCAGCUACCACCUCCUCUUUCCGCCAACUUCCCAGGCUCGGAAAAGUCCUGCACAGGACACCGCAGCUGGGUGGGUGGGGGGACCCUGCUGCUGGGGGAUGCGGCGGCCGCCGCGCAGCUGACUGCGACGCGGGAGCUCCGGCAGCGCCUCCGCAGGCCACCAGUGAAAGCAGCCAGUCUGAGAUAUCGACACUAUAGAAAAAACUGACAGCUUACUCCUUGUAUUGAUUCUGCUCUUCUCUACAAAUAUAGACUCCGUUCCCUACCACAGCCUUCAGACAGUUCUGCCCCAGAGACGACAAGUAUGAACACCACAGAGAGCAGUGUCAACUGCCUAUGCGCCAUAUGUGGGGACAGGGCGACAGGAAAGCACUAUGGAGCCUCAAGCUGUGAUGGGUGCAAGGGCUUCUUCAGACGCAGCAUCCGCAAGAGUCAUGUUUACUCCUGCAGGUUCAGUCGGCAAUGUGUUGUUGACAAGGACAAAAGGAAUCAAUGUAGAUAUUGUCGAUUAAGGAAGUGCUUUAGAGCAGGAAUGAAAAAAGAAGCCGUGCAGAACGAGCGCGACCGAAUCAGCACCCGGAGGAGCACUUUUGACUGCGGCAGCAUCCCGUCCAUCAACGCCCUGGCGCAGGCGGAAGUGCGGUCUCGCCAGAUCUCAGUCUCAAGCCCUAGUGCAAGCACUGACAUAAAUGUUAAGAAAAUUGCAAGUAUUGGUGAUGUUUGCGAAUCUAUGAAACAGCAACUGUUAGUCUUGGUGGAGUGGGCCAAAUAUAUUCCUGCCUUCUGUGAGUUGCCAUUGGAUGAUCAGGUGGCACUGUUGAGAGCUCAUGCGGGGGAACACUUGCUCCUUGGAGCUACAAAGAGAUCCAUGGUGUAUAAAGAUAUUUUGCUUUUGGGAAACAGCUACGUCAUUCACCGCAACAGUUGUGAAGUUGAGAUCAGCCGUGUGGCCAACCGAGUUCUGGAUGAGCUGGUCCGACCCUUUCAAGAAAUUCAGAUCGAUGACAACGAAUAUGCUUGUUUGAAGGCAAUUGUAUUUUUCGACCCAGAUGCAAAAGGGCUCAGUAAUCCAGUAAAGAUUAAGAACAUGCGGUUCCAAGUGCAGCUUAGUUUGGAGGACUACAUCAACGACCGGCAGUACGACUCCCGGGGGAGGUUUGGCGAGCUACUCCUGCUCCUGCCCACGCUGCAGAGCAUCACCUGGCAAAUGAUUGAGCAAAUACAGUUCGUUAAACUUUUUGGGAUGGUUAAAAUUGACAACCUACUUCAGGAAAUGUUACUGGGUGGUGCUGCCAAUGACAUUAGCCAUCUCCAUCACCCAAUGCAUCCACAUGUGUCUCAAGAUCCAUUAACUGGACAAACUCUACUGUUAGGGCCCAUGUCAACACUGGUUCAUACAGACCAGAUCUCAACUCCUGAAACCCCACUCCCUUCCCCACCACAAGGCUCUGGACAAGAACAGUACAAAACAGCUGCAAACCAAGCUUCAGUCAUUUCACACCAGCCUCUCUCCAAACAAAAGCAAUUGUGAGAAUAUGUUUACUUUUGAAUGGCACUGCAUAAAGGUGAGAAGUGGUUGGUCUCGAAAUAUCUCAGGAUAGUACUUUCGGCAAACUCUUUAACCCAGGCUUCUUCAUGGUGCUGUUGUAAGAUGGUAUCCUGUUUUCUUGUUUAUAUGCUCAUUUUGUUUGUCGUUUCUAUUGUUUAAAACCUUUAGAGGCCAUCAAUGUAUAUCUGAGUUCCCACAUGUUUUAUAGUGUGUUUUUCCAGCUUCCCUUGCACUGUUUCUGAACCAGUUGAAUCUUAUGUACUACUUUCAUUUGUUGUCUGAAUAUUAAUUUAAAUUUGUAAAUACUUUAUUAUGAUGUGAUACAGAGUUAAGGUUGUUUUUUGACUUAGAAUAGUAGAUCAGAAAUCCCAGAUUAAUAUAAAAAUGAACCAAGUUCUUUAUAAAUUUUGAACUUGUAAAUUGGAAAAAUAAAGCAGUUCCUGUAGAAUAGGGCACAUUUCUUUGAGGAAGAGUAACAUGGAUAUCCAGUGGCUAAGAAGUAUCUUUUUGGCCCACAAGUAAAUAUGCCUAUCUUAAGUUUAGAAAAUUGCAAAUAGCCAUUCAUUCCAAGGAUGACUAGAUAGUCCUUGAAAUCUGC